AUUUGUUCUACUAUUUAGUACUGCAAUAACCUUCCAGGAGUAAGCACCGGAGUCAGAGCUAGUAACUUACUAAAAAGUAGAGCACGCGUCUACCAAAAUUUCGUAUACGCCAUGGCUUGGUCGCCGCUGAUGAUUAAAUACCUGGCAUUCUUGUUCAAUUUUCUUUGUGCGGUCCUGGGAAUUGCCACUAUUGUGAUCAAUGUUAUCGCAAUCGAGCAGAUAGAUCCGAAGGAGCAACUCAUUCUGGGCAUAUACAUAGCCGUUGGUUCGAUUGUGUUCUUGUUGUCCUUCUUCGGCUGUUUUGGGGCUAUUAAGGAGAACAUAUGCAUUACCUGGGCGUACGCAACUUCGAUGCUGAUUAUGCUGAUCAUCUCGAUAGUCCUGCUCUUUGUCUUUCGCAUGCAUUUCGACGAGGCCUCCCUUACUAAGCUGCAAAGGACCUUUGCAAGGCAGACAAAUGCCUUCGAUGCCAUGGCUGAGUACCAAACAAAGUUGCAGUGUUGUGGGGUUUACAAGCUGAAGGACUACGGUGAUGCCUCUAUAAACGUUCCUAGCAGCUGUUUUGACACUAAUGAGACCCCCUAUAAGGAGGGCUGUCUAUCUAAAAUGGAGUCCCAUCACGAAGAGGUUCUAAAGGGCCCCAAAAUGGUUGGCUGGAUGCUAAUGGUCAUUGAGAUUGGUGCCUUCACUUUUACCACCAUUUUGGGAGUGUAUUUCAGGAAUGAAAGGCGCCGCUCUUAUUAUUAAGGAAGUUGUAUAUUUGUACAUACUUGUUAAUCGAAAGUUGUGAUCCGCUCUUUUGAUACCUAAAAUAUGAAAUUACAGCUGAGAUAUGUAUAGGUAAUGAAAUUAAACCAACGUUUAGUGAGA
This is a messenger RNA of Drosophila biarmipes, 870 nucleotides long. Its product is annotated as protein late bloomer. The record is from RefSeq and is a predicted model, not a curated record. The transcript is spliced from 5 exons. Lineage: Eukaryota; Metazoa; Arthropoda; Insecta; Diptera; Drosophilidae. Gene Ontology annotation, cellular component: membrane. Bases 112 to 747 code for a protein of 211 amino acids.